AUGGUUUCUAUCAAAUCUCUCUCAACUAUCUUUUUUCUCUUACUCGGCAUUGGCAUUUGCUACGCCACUAGCCGGAAUCUCUUAACACACGGCGAAAUCCCGGCUGGUCAUGGUGGUGGCGGUGGUGGUGAUGGUUAUGGAGUGAUUGGUGGUGGUUAUGGCAGCGGAAGUGGAGAAGGUGGUGGUGGUGGAUAUGGAGGAGUUGAAGGGUAUGCCACUGGUGGUGGUGGUGGUCACGGUGGUGGCGGUGGUGGAGCUUCUUCUGCAGGUGGAUACGCUAGUGGAGGUGGAGAAGGUGGUGGUGGUGGAUAUGGAGGAGCAUCUGGUGGAUACGGUGGUCAUGCUGGCGGUGGUGGUCGUGGUGGAGGCGGUGGUGAAGCUUCUUCUUCCGGUGGGUAUGCUAGUGGAGGAGGAGAAGGUGGAGGUGGUGGUUUCGGUGGAGCAUCUGGUGGUUGUGGUGGCCAUGCUAGUGGCGGUGGUGGAGGUAGUGGUGGUGGUGGUGGAGCUGCUUAUAGUGGUGGAGAUCAUGCUAGCGGUUAUGGAAGUGGUGGUGGUGAAGGGGCUGGUGGUGUAAGUGGUGGACAUGCUGGUGGGGGAGGUGGUGGAAGCGGAGGCGGUGGAGGAUCAGCAUACAGUGGUGGAGAUGAGCAUGCUAGUGGUUAUGGAAGUGGAGCUGGUGAAGGUGGUGGCGCAGGUGGAGGUGCUGCUGGAGGUGGAGGCGGUCAUGGAGGCGGAGGAGGAUCAGCAGGUGGAGGGGCUUAUGGAGGUAGUGCUUAUGGAGGCGGUGAAGGAGGAGGAGCUGGAGGUGGGCCAGGAGCUGGAGGCUAUGGAGGCGGUGGCGGUGGAGGAAGUGGGGGAGGAGGAGCUUACAGGGGAGGUGGAGCUCAUGGAGGUGGUUAUGGAAGUGGUGGUGGUGAAGGAGGUGGUUAUGGUGGUGCUGCAGGGGGAUAUGACAGUGGUGGUGUAGGUGGUUCAGGUGGAGGCGGCAGCCAAUAUGGUGGUGCUUACGGUAGUGGUGGUUCAGGCGGUGGACACGGUGGUGGAGGAGGCUAUGCUCCAUGA
Eruca vesicaria subsp. sativa (arugula) is the source of this 1062-nucleotide messenger RNA. NCBI's taxonomy places the organism in Eukaryota, Viridiplantae, Streptophyta, Magnoliopsida, Brassicales, Brassicaceae. The record is from the annotation of a GenBank genome assembly.